Abrus precatorius (Indian licorice) is the source of this 2077-nucleotide messenger RNA. RefSeq names its product gibberellin receptor GID1C. Gene Ontology annotation, molecular function: gibberellin binding; hydrolase activity. The transcript has 3 exons. Bases 463 to 1461 code for a protein of 332 amino acids. NCBI's taxonomy places the organism in Eukaryota, Viridiplantae, Streptophyta, Magnoliopsida, Fabales, Fabaceae. Gene Ontology annotation, cellular component: cytoplasm; nucleus. Gene Ontology annotation, biological process: raffinose family oligosaccharide biosynthetic process; positive regulation of gibberellic acid mediated signaling pathway; floral organ morphogenesis. The record is from RefSeq and is a predicted model, not a curated record.
CCCCUCCCGUAUCCCUGUGCCACUUUAGCAUUUUCUACAGUGCGCACCGUUUCUUAUCCUUCACCACCCUCUCUUCUCUCCCACUCAACUCAUCUCCUCAACCCCCAGACGCAAAUAACGUUAACAAACAAACAAACGCUCAAUCAGACUCAGAAGCUCUUUCGAUCUUUCAUAACGCCUUAUUCAUACUUGAUGGGUUUCUCUCGCCAACAACCUCUGUGAUUGUCAACCGCGUUUUGGAUCUGUAAUCAGAGCAGAGGAUCGCUCCAAUGGCUGGGAGUAACGAACUUAACGCCAAUGAUUCUAAGAUUGAGCUUUGCUUUGUUCUGGUGGUGUAAUAGUUUCGGUUUUCGUUGGAUCAAUUCGAGGUUUCACCUAACGCGGCUUCACUGUUUAGGGUUUGAUAUUUUUCUGAUUAUCCUCAAUUUUUUUCACUUAAAAAUGGAAUAAAAUUUGGUGUAGAUGGUGGUUCCGUUGAAUAUGUGGGUUCUGAUCUCCAAUUUCAAGUUGGCGUACAAUCUUCUUCGUCGUCCUGACGGUACUUUCAACCGGGAUUUAGCAGAGUUUCUUGAUCGGAAAGUUCCGGCAAAUGCUAACCCUGUAGAUGGAGUGUUCUCUUUUGAUGUCAUAGUUGACCGCGAAACGAAUCUCCUCUCUCGAAUCUAUCGUCCUGCAGAGGGAGAAGUGCGCCAAGUGACCGUUGUUGACCUUGAGAAGCCCGUGAGCUCUGAGGUUGUUCCUGUUCUCAUAUUCUUCCAUGGUGGAAGUUUUGCACAUUCUUCGGCAAACAGUGCUAUAUAUGACACCCUGUGUCGUCGCUUGGUGGGUAUUUGUAAGGCUGUUGUGGUCUCCGUGAAUUAUAGGCGUGCACCUGAGAAUAGGUACCCCUGUGCAUAUGAUGAUGGGUGGACAGCUCUAAAGUGGGUUAGUUCUAGAUCUUGGCUUCAGAGUAGGAAGGAUAAGAAAGUUCAUGUCUACAUGGUUGGGGAUAGCUCGGGUGGGAACAUUGUGCACCAUGUUGCCCUUAGAGCUGUGGAUUCGGGAAUUGAAGUGUUGGGGAAUAUGCUGCUCAACCCAUUGUUUGGCGGGCAGGAAAGAACUGAGUCUGAAAAGCGUUUAGAUGGAAGAUACUUUGUUAGAGUUAAGGAUCGGGAUUGGUAUUGGAGGGCUUUUCUUCCUGAAGGGGAAGAUAGAGACCAUCCUGCAUGUAACCCUUUUGGCCCCAAAGGCCGAGACCUUGAAGGGAUUGCUUUUCCAAAGAGUCUUGUUGUAGUUGCUGGUUUAGACCUUGUUCAGGACUGGCAGUUGGCUUAUGCCAAAGGGCUUGAGAAAGCUGGGCAAGAAGUGAAGUUGCUAUUCCUGGAGCAAGCAACGAUUGGGUUUUACUUGCUGCCGAAUAAUGAGCACUUCUCCACUGUUAUGGAUGAGAUAAAAUAUUUUGUGAGCUCUGACUGUUCAUAGGCUUAACUUUUGCUAUACACAAGGGGACGUACUUAGAAGAUUGUGUAGGUAAUAGGUAUGCUACUUCUUAACUUUUUUCACAUUUUGGCUUCUUUACUGUAGGACUUUGCUCCCGUGAUUAGGUACUUCUCUGGUAUUAAAUGUGUCGUGAGAUUGGUGUAAUCAGCAUAUAGCUGUAUGAUGUUUUCCCGGGGCACAUCAUCAGGACAUUGGGUGUUGCGGAUGGAUGAAAGCUUUUUAGGACAAAGGGGAGCUAUGGCCAUGUUUAUGGGAACCACGAAAGUAGUGAUUACCCACUCUGACUUCCAGCCAAAAAGGAGAGGAAGACAUUAUUCUAUUUCUGGGCGUGACCUUGAUGCCAAUCAGUGGGGCUUGUCGUUGUCUGGCAAGUGUUAUAUAUGACUAAUUUUGGAACUCGGAUAGGGAAAGUAUCAAUGAUAUGUUGGUGCUGUUAGAUUAUAUACGUCUGUGCUAUCUUCAUAUGAGUGUUUGUUUUAAGACUGUUGACUUUUUUCUCUAUAUAGCUAAUUUUACGUUCUUAUGUCUUGGGUUGUCCUUCUUGUUUGACGAUGGACACUCUUUGCAAGUGUAAAUGGAUGUCUUUUCGGCGCAAUGU